Erythranthe guttata (spotted monkey flower) is the source of this 2907-nucleotide messenger RNA. NCBI's taxonomy places the organism in Eukaryota, Viridiplantae, Streptophyta, Magnoliopsida, Lamiales, Phrymaceae. The record is from RefSeq and is a predicted model, not a curated record.
UUAGGGCUAUUAUUAGCAGACUUUCAAAUUAAGUGACCUAAAUCCCAAAUGAUUUUUUGUCGAAGUAAAAUCAACACUUGUUAAUUUCGACAACUGCUGUACCAAAUUUCCCUUCAGAGCAAACUUCGUUGCUUUUCCUCAUCGAAAGUGGUAAUUUCGACCUUUUCAGCAACGUAAUUCUGCAUUAAUUCAUUACAUAUAUGCUUAAUCUAUACGUAUAUGUUUGUGAAUUUUUUUUUGUUUCUGCUUAGAAUAUUCGAUUUUUGAGCUGCUAAACGCAGAAACAUCGUAUUCAAGCUUUCAGCAGCUAUGGUUAUGGCUUUAACAAUUUCUAGAAAUAACCGAUUUUUGAACCCUAGCUUCCAUUUUCGAUCAGGGGUAAUCCUAUUAACCCAUUUUCUAACUCCAGCACCACACUUUAACCAUUUCUCCACUUCAGCAAACCAAGAAUCAAACAUUGUAGAAACCAGAAUUGAAUCUCUGUGUCAAAAACCUAACUCCAUUGUCAAUUUAAGGAAAGCUGUAUCGUUUUUCGAGGAAACCGUAGACACGGGCCUCGUCCCUUCGGGGCCCACGAGCGAUCUCCUUUUGCAAACUCUUGCCAAGAACAAAGAGUACACAAUGGCUUUUGCUGUUUACAAGAAAAUGACCGCAGCUGGUGCUUCACCUAGGUAUUUGUCGUUAUCCGCUUUGGUCGAUUGCUUGGUGCAUUUCUCUGCUCCCCAAUUGGCUCUAGGGGUAAUUGGGUUGAUUUUGAAGCACGGGUAUAGCGUUAACGUGUAUGUUGCGAAUGUCGUGUUGAAUGGUUUUUGUUGUAGUGGAUUUGCCGCUAAGGCCGAGGUGUUCUUGGAUGAAAUGAGUAGAAAUUCGGUGUCUGCGGAUAUAGUUAGUUUCAAUACGUUGAUAAAAGGAUUUUGCCGGGAGAGGAAAUUAGACAGAGCUGUGAGUGUGAAGAAAAGGAUGGAAUGUGCAAAUAUAUCUCCAAAUUUGAUUACGUAUAGUGUUCUGAUCGAUGCUCAUUUUACGGAGGUUCAAGUGGAUAAAGCAAUGGGGUUGUUGGAUGAAAUGAAAACGAAGGGAUUGGAGCCAGAUGUUUUCUUGUACAACACUCUUAUAAAUGGUUUCUGUAGUAAAGGAGAUGUCGACAGAUCGAAGGAACUUUUGAAUGAGAUGUUGGGCAAAGGUAUUUCUCCGGAUAUAGUUACUUACUCGUGUUUGAUGCGUGGUCAUUGCAAGAAGGGAAAUUUGAAAGAAGUGAAACGAUUGUUCAAUGAUAUGAUAAAAGAAGGGAUUCGCCCCGACGUUGUCACGUUUACGGGCAUGAUUGGCGGGAUUUUUCAAUUUGGUAAGGCUGAAAAAGCCGUUGAAUUAUUUAAUUUCAUGUUGAAAAAGGGCGAAGAGCCUACUAAUAUAACGUACAAUGUCCUUAUUGACGGAUUGUGCAAGGCGGGACUUUCUGAUGAAGCUUUCAAGAUUCUUGAAAUCAUGGUGAAGAAGGAUCAAAAACCCGAUAUUGUAACUUAUAAUACUUUACUGAGAGGAUUAUUUGAUCUUGGAAAAGCUGACAUCGCUGAAAAACUUUUCGAUUCAAUGAUGUCGAAUAAGAAACACGUGGAGCCCGAUUCGUAUACUGUUAGUACGGUUGUCCAAGGAAUGGGCAGCAAAGGCCUUCUUGAAAAAGCGGAAAAAAUUAACCGUGAGAUGUCUAAACAGAAGAAACCAACGGAUGUUGCACCGUACACGGUGCUAAUCGGAGCUUAUCUGAAAAUAGGAAAUGUCACGAAAGCUAUGAACUUGUGGAGGGAGUUUAUAGAUCUGGGGCUCGUUCCGGAUUCAAGAUCUUAUAGUGCUUUUAUAGACGGUCUAUGCAGAUGCGGCUUAAUAAACGUCGCGAAAGGUGUUUUCACUAAAAUGAGAAAAUGUGGUCCUAUUCCCACAUCGUACGACUACAGCAUAUUGAUGGCUGCCUUGUGCAAGGAGAGUAGUUUAGAGCAAGCGCGAGCUUUAUUUACAGAUAUGCUCGAGGGAGGCUGUGCCCCCGAUGUAGCCUCGUACAACAUUAUCAUCGAAUCCACCAUUAAAGCAGGGGACAUUCAGUCUGCAAACGAGUUACUGGCCGAUAUGCAGAGCAGGGGUCUUCAUCCAGAUUCCUGGACUUUUUCGAUGCUGAUUAAUAGGUUCUCGAAAUUAGGGCUUAUGGACGAGGCUACAAGUUUCUUCAAAAGAAUGAAGGAAUUUGGUUUUCCGGUGGAUAUUUUUGUUUACGAUUCUUUACUCAAAGGGUUUAGGGCGGAUGGAAAAUCGGAUGAGAUAAUCGAUUUGCUACACGAAAUGGCUGCCUCGGGGGUUGUUCUUGAUUCUGAAAUUACUUCUACUAUCUUAACGUGUUUGUGUGAUGUAUCCGAAGGCUGUGAUGUUGUAAAGCUUAUACCGAAAUUUACGCAAGAGAAAUUAGAAGGAAGUAGCAUUCCGUGUGACGAGCUGUUACGGAGGCUCGAGAAUAUAGUUCCCACUCUUCGAACCUCCCCUCAAUCAGUACAAGUAUAGAUGUACAAGUAUAGAAAGGCAUCGGAAUACGAACAUUCUUCGAUAGCGGCCACAUGGCAGCCUCUUACAAAGAGAGAGGAAUGGGCCAGAACUUUUGAAGGAAUUCUUCGAAUACUCAGCCACCCAAGAACUGAUUGCCCUGAAUAACUUCCAAAUCCGGAGAAAAUCAGGGAGAGAGAAGCAAAUGAAGAUGUACUAAGUUGAGUUUUAUGUGAAUAGUUGUUCUUUCAUCAACGGCGAUCUUUACCCGUCCUUGGUGGAAUUGUAUUGUCUGCAACAACACAUGAAAAUCCAUAAAAUUCCAGGUGCGAGGGGGUUGCCACAAAAUUGUAAAGCAGCGAGAGCUUUCUUGAUACUAAG